Molecule: messenger RNA, 1761 nt
Organism: Wallemia mellicola CBS 633.66
Lineage: Eukaryota; Fungi; Basidiomycota; Wallemiomycetes; Wallemiales; Wallemiaceae
Exons: 10
Coding region: 1-1761 (586 amino acids)
Cellular component (GO): mating projection tip
Source: RefSeq, a predicted model, not a curated record
AUGAGAACCUUAUUUAGAGAGGACAAAGAGACUAUGGAAUUAAGCGCACCACCGUCAUAUACUCGCGCUAGAAACCAACAGGCUUGGUAUCAGAAAGAGAAGACUGGUGCACAGGAUGCAUCAAAGACUACAAUUCGACCAUACCUCGGUAUAAAAUCUCGAUCUGCUAUCACUUUACUAGCACCAUUCAUCAUUGGUGUUAUUUUCGCUAUUGUCACUAUUGCUAGCUUUAGGACAACGAUUGAUGGUAUAGCAGGUUCAACAAUCGCGUCUGCGAACUCAAUUUGUCGUCAUGUACAAGCUACAGCAGAAGAUGCGUUUAAUAUGCCCCUACAAGCUCAGAGGAAGCUUGGACAGCAAGUGCAAGAUUCCAUAACUGAUAUCAUAGCUGGAUUAGAGAGUGUAUUACUGUUGCUCAUCAAAGCAAUUCCUAUUAUUGUUAUGUUCUUCAUUGACUUCUACCGUUCACUUUUGCUCUGCUUUAUCCAAUUGAUAGUACAAGCUGCUCUGGCAGCGGUCACCGAGCUGGUUAGCUUAGCCAGCAGUGCUAUUGAAGAUGUGGCGCAUACAAUCGGCGAUGCCGUCAGCGGCGCGUUCAAUGUAGCGAAUGAUGCUAUAGACGGCAUUAAUGACCUCAUUUCGUGGACCGGAAAAUCUAUAGAUCCUAUCAAUGUACCCGGUCUAGAUGCCUUGAAUAGCUUUCAAAUGCCAGACAGCGUACAAAAUACUCUUAAUGAGAUAAAUGACAGACUACCUGACCUUGAAGAUCUCCGCAAUUAUUUAAAUGGAAUCGAUGUUCAAGGCAAAUUCGACAGUUACAAAACGAGUGCGAACGAUACUAAUGCGUUAGCAACAUCAAGACAACCUCAAUCGUUGAACUUCUGCUCAGAUUUGGACCUAUCCGUGGUGACCGAUCUGGCUAGCACAAUCAAGAAGAUAGGGUUGGUCAUAAUAAUCACAUUAUCAAUACUCGCUCUACUGUACAUUAUCUUUUUGGUAUAUUUGGAACGCAGUAGACAUUACCAAACGAAACAAUUCAUUGAAGAUUAUGCUAUUGCGAAAAGUCAUGACGAAAGACAUCUGAUGGAGUUAAUCGCCAGCAACUCAAAUCCUUAUGUAUACAAAUGGACGCGUCGUAUGCCCGCUACGAGGAGAGAUGGUAUUAGGUGGUUCGCUCUAAUUAUGAUGCACCCUUACAUCGUUACGCUGUUUUGCAUGGGCCUCAUAGGGUUUGUGUCGACCGGCGCUCAGUUAGUUAUAAUAGACAAACUUCAAAAUAAGUUUAUCGUACGCGCGCAAUCCUCGUAUAAUAAUAUAGAGACGCAACUUGAACAGGCGUUAGCUGCGUCUACCUCAGGAAUACUAUCUAAUAAGACGAAUAAUGCAAUUGACAUCGUGGAAACCACAAUUAAUGAUGAUAUAUUCGGAUGGGUGGAUGAGGGCGUCGUUCCCAUUAAUGACACAUUAACUGCGUUUGAGGAUGGUUUAAAUAAUGCCAUUGAGACUGCUUUCAACGGUACAUUCAUUGAGGAUGCUAUUGCUAACUACGUUCAAUGCGUUAUUGGAUCAAAAAUAGACACACUCGAAAGUGGCUUGACGUGGAUACAUGACAAUGCACAUGUGAAUUUAUUUAGAGUUCCUGAGGACAUAUUCAAUAUAUCUUCAUCACUAAGCAGCGCUAUGACACCGUUACAAAAAGUCUUAAUUGGCGACAGUAACACUGGUGAAAAAGAAAGUCUAACUCGAUCAAAGGUGCGGUAG